AGGACGCAAAGAUGAACAGCUCAUCCAAUUCCAGCCACAACAGCACAGCCUCGGGGGACGAGUGGACCGUGGCAGGGGGAGCUGUGGUGUUAGCCAUCCUGUCCGUGUGCUUUGUGGUGGGGACUCCUGGGAACCUGGUGGUUGUAUGGACCAUCAUGAAUCAUGUGAAGCAGCGUUGUCAUACUCUGCUGCUCAUCAUGCACCUGGCUGUUGCUGAUUUGCUGGUAGUUGUGACCCUGCCUUUUUGGAUCUACUCGUUGGCUGCGUCCUGGGUUUUUGGUGAGGCUACUUGCAAGGCCAUGGGGUACAUCAUCUAUGUCUGCAUGUAUGCCAGCAUUUUUCUGAUCACGUUUAUGAGUAUGGAGCGCUAUUUGGCUGUCAGGUACCCUUUCAAGAUGCUGCGUUGGAAAAACAGCAAGGCUCUGAAUAUUAUCCUGACAGGGUGUUGGACCCUGGCAUUCUUGCUAGGACUGCCAGCUAUUUUCGCCCGGUCCGUUGAAAGUCAUGAAGGUGUUCAUCAGUGCUUCUCCACAGAGUUUGAUUCAGUGGCUUUAAAUGUCUUUUGUGCAUGUCUGGAAACACUGAUUGGCUUCCUCAUCCCAUUUCUCACCCUGGCUGUCUGCUAUGCCCGGGUGGCGUCUCAACUUCGGCAGAUGCACAGAAAGAAUAAACAGAAAUCUGCCUUCCUUAUCAGCGGAGUGGUGGUGGCCUUCGCUGUGUGCUGGCUGCCGCAUCAUGUUAUAAAUGUCAUUAAUGUAGUAAGGCUGCUUGGAACACACAAAGAAGAUCAGGAAGAUGGUUUACAAACAGCAGAGUACAUCUCUGGAGCUCUGGCGUUUAUUAGCAGCUCAGUGAAUCCAAUGCUUUAUGCUUUUGCUGCCAGAAACUUCCAGGGUAAUUUGAGAAAAUCAAGGAUGGCCAAGCUCUUCCAGGAAAUUGCUUCUUAUACUAUCCAAUCGAGAGGGACGGACGUCCAAACUGACUGCCUGGACCAGGACACACCCAUACAAGAGUCUGCAGCAGAUGUCUGAGGUGUGCUGGAUGAUUUCUGACUGAACUAUUGUUUAUUCUACCACAGCACUGCUCUUGUAAUAUUUGGAGUAAAUAAAAUUUUUUUUUUUUUAAUUCUUAUUAAUUUUUAACUUUAAAUAAGUUGUACUUUGCACAUAUGCUUUGUGAAAAUAAAGUCCUCCCCACACUUCAAAUUAUUUUAUUACAAUAGGAAGAUCUUUUGUUUGGUUUCGUUUUUAAUUGUUUCCCUGAAUCAGCAUCCAAGACGAGGAACUUCUCAGUUUUCUUGAGAGCAAGAUGUAGUAAACAUCAUGUGUUCAGACUAGACGCUAAUUGUGGUUAAGGACAUUUUACAAUAGGUUAGCCUGGACCUUCUAACCUAAAUAAUACACAAAAAAGUAAGCCUGAUUCAUUGUUGUGUCAUUUUCCUGUUCAACUGAAUCACAUUUUUUUUAUCUUCUUAAGAAUACUGUAUCAUUUGCCCUGUCUUGUAAUUUCUUUUAAAUAUUUCUGUUCAUUAGAACCGAAAGACUUUGGCAAUUAAUAAUUUGCUAUAAGAAGAAGUGCAAAUAGAGAAAUACCAAAGUGUCCUCAUAAUUAGUUUUGUCAUUGGGAAAAAAUGUAAUGUCCUUAUACAUGUGGACAGUUAAGUUUAAAUGUAAAAGAGAAUAUUGAAUUUUGUUUCAAUAUCUUAAAAUGUGUUUUUGUACCAUGAAUUAAGUAUGUGAGGAACCAAACUGUAAAAAUUAAUAAAGGUGAACAAUAUUACCAUAUGUAAGAAAUCUUACAGAAGAAGCAACAUUUCAACAUUUGGACAUGUACACAUAUUUUUAAACAGUAAUUCGGCAACGUGUGUUUGGUUUAGUUUUUUUGUACAAACUUUAUUAUACUUAUAUAUGUUAAUGAAAAAAAUAAUAAUCUUACAGGAAAAUAUACGUUGGCCAGAAAACAAAGCAGCAUAUUAUGUAAAAGACAAAAAAAAAAAUAUAUAAAAAGGAGAAUAUGCGACAAAGUAAAAACUAAGUAGCUUAUUUCCUUAUAAAACUGCAUGAAAUAUAAUUGAGACUAUAUUUUAAGCAAACGUUCGUCAUGCCAAUUAUGACUUUCUUUCUUUAAUUAUUCUUUACUGCUUCUCAUAUGUUUUCUUUUAAUACAGAAACUUUUUAUUGUUGUUUUUUUUAAAGCUAUUCAAUUCAAUUUAAUUUUAUUUGUAAACGCUCAUUGGCACAAAGCAGCUUUACACAAUCAAAAGAAAU
Messenger RNA from Clarias gariepinus (North African catfish), 2267 nucleotides. Its product is annotated as leukotriene B4 receptor 1-like. The transcript has a single exon. The coding region runs from base 12 to 1031 and encodes 339 amino acids. The record is from RefSeq and is a predicted model, not a curated record. NCBI's taxonomy places the organism in Eukaryota, Metazoa, Chordata, Actinopteri, Siluriformes, Clariidae. Gene Ontology annotation, cellular component: membrane. Gene Ontology annotation, molecular function: G protein-coupled receptor activity. Gene Ontology annotation, biological process: G protein-coupled receptor signaling pathway.